Apodemus sylvaticus (European woodmouse) is the source of this 192-nucleotide messenger RNA. RefSeq names its product beta-defensin 37-like. The transcript has 2 exons. Gene Ontology annotation, biological process: defense response to Gram-negative bacterium; defense response to Gram-positive bacterium; innate immune response in mucosa. Gene Ontology annotation, molecular function: CCR6 chemokine receptor binding. Gene Ontology annotation, cellular component: extracellular region. The record is from RefSeq and is a predicted model, not a curated record. Bases 1 to 192 code for a protein of 63 amino acids. Lineage: Eukaryota; Metazoa; Chordata; Mammalia; Rodentia; Muridae.
AUGAAGAUCUCCUGCUUUCUGCUCUUUAUCCUAUCUCUAUUCUGCUUUCAGAUCAACCCAGUUGCUGUCCUUGACACAAGAGUCUGUUUUAAGAAUAAAGAAAUCUGUCUCAUCAUGCAUUGCCCAUUCUAUUAUAAAGUAGUUGGCACCUGUUAUAAAGGAAAAGGCAAGUGUUGUCACAGACAGGAUUGA